AUGGAGAAGCUGGAGAGGGAGCGGGAGAAUGCGGCCGCGGUGGUUGUGGAUUUGGAGAGCCAGGCGGUGGAAAUUGGGUCGCGGAUUAAGGCAAUGCAGUCGGAGCCAUCGAAGAAGAAGCCGCUGGAGAAGGAGAAGGGGAUUUUGGAGGAGGACGUGGUGAAGUUUAAUGAGAUGAUCGAGAAGCUUAGGGAGAAGAUUGCGGAAUUGGAGAGGGAUUUGGAGAGGAGGGAGAAGGCGUUGGAGGAGAAAGUGGCGGAGAAGGAUCGGGUUUGCAAGGAGAACGAGGAGCUGAGGAAGAGGGUGGAAACGCAGACGGUGAAGUCGAGGGAUGUGGAGAGGAUGAGGAGGGAGCUUCAGGCCGUGGAGCGGGAUAUUGGCGACGCGGAAAUGGCGAGGAACUUGUGGGAGGAGCAGUCUUGGGACCUCGACGCCACGCUCGGGCAAAAGUUGAAGGAGAUCGAGGCUCUUGCCAUGGAAUGCAACCAGGGGAUGAGAAGGUUGAAAUUUGGUGAUGGCUUUCAGUAUGCCUUGAAUGCCAAAGGCUCAACACCUGCUGAGGUAAUGGGGAUUGACUACAAAUCAACUUUAAAGGCUCCACUUGCUUCCUUUGCUGAGGAUUUAAAGAAAAAUUCUAUGGCAAAAUUGGAGGAAUUUAUCCCGCUUCAGCAAGAAUCAAAUGAUAUUGCUAAUAAGGUCGAGGGAAAAAGAAAUCAUCUGGCAAGACUCGAAUCCCGUAUCAAUGAAGUGGAAACCAAACUGCAUUUGUUGAGGAAGGAAACACAGGCGUACACCUCUAAAUGUGCAGCAGAUGCAAAAAGGAUGGUGGAGGAGUUAGAGGUGGAUGCCCAUAACUUGGAUAUUGUGGAAGGAGAUGCAGCAGACAUUAAGAAGGCGUCUGAAUUGAAGUUGCAGGAAGCAAUUAAACAAAAUGAAACGGAAAUUCAGCUGUGUGCUCAACAAUUCAUUGCUUUGGUUGAUUCAGUCUCAAAAUACAAAGAGUACGUGCAGUCGAAGCUUAUGGAAAUGAAGAACGAUCUUUCCGAGACUGUUACGGCUGUAUCAGAUGCUUACAAAGGUUCCUGGGAGCCCAAGUAGGUAGUUUCUGAUGCAAAGAACUUAGGGACACCAAUGCAUUUUACAUCUUGUAAAGGGAAACCAAAAAAAAAAAAAAAA
Molecule: messenger RNA, 1176 nt
Organism: Morus notabilis
Lineage: Eukaryota; Viridiplantae; Streptophyta; Magnoliopsida; Rosales; Moraceae
Product: paramyosin
Exons: 4
Coding region: 1-1098 (365 amino acids)
Source: RefSeq, a predicted model, not a curated record